AUGCUUUUUGCUGGAGAUGAUGUUGAAUCACAAACUCAUCAGUCUCUUAAAAACAUCAGAGAAGUAGUUCAGUCUGCUGGUUUUACUAUGCGGGAUGUUGUUAAGACCACUUUGCUUUUAGCCGAUAUGAAUGAUUUCGGGAAAGUUAAUACGAUAUAUGCACAAUAUUUUGCAGAUCCAUAUCCAGCUCGGGCUACUUACCAAGUUGAAUGUUUACCGAAAAAUGGGAAAAUAGAAAUAGAAGCAAUAGCAGUUCGGGAGGAAUCAGGAUCUCAAGGAAAUGAAAGCUUAGAAUAA
Molecule: messenger RNA, 297 nt
Organism: Schistosoma curassoni
Lineage: Eukaryota; Metazoa; Platyhelminthes; Trematoda; Strigeidida; Schistosomatidae
Source: the annotation of a GenBank genome assembly